This is a messenger RNA of Notothenia coriiceps (black rockcod), 1138 nucleotides long. Its product is annotated as protein EMSY-like. Gene Ontology annotation, cellular component: nucleoplasm. The transcript is spliced from 7 exons. Bases 218 to 1138 code for a protein of 306 amino acids. The record is from RefSeq and is a predicted model, not a curated record. Lineage: Eukaryota; Metazoa; Chordata; Actinopteri; Perciformes; Nototheniidae. Gene Ontology annotation, biological process: regulation of DNA-templated transcription.
CAUGCACCCACAGGCCAACGGCAGAAAACAACGUAAACAAAGCAACAUAUUUGGCUAAAUCAGGACAUUUAAUCCGUUUAGCUCUUGUUUUAUUGUCUCAAUAUAUUGCAGAAUAACUGCUCGAUGUUGUAAUUUAGCUAAAAGUCUCAUUGUCAGUCAUGUUUGUUUGGAUUUCGGGAUUAUAAAGGCCUUGAAGUCGUUCUGCUAACGGAAGCCCAUGAUUCAGCUGGAGAAGCCGGUGCUGACUGGGACCAUGCCGGUGGUUUGGCCCACCAUCCUGGACCUGGGCAGGGACGAGUGCAAGAGAAUUCUCCGUAAACUCGAGCUGGAGGCGUAUGCCGGGGUGAUCAGCGCCCUGCGAGCACAGGGAGACCUGACCAAGGACAAGAAGGAUCUGCUGGGGGAACUCACUAAAAUCCUCGGUAUCUCCACAGAGCGCCAUCGUGCAGAAGUCCGCAGAGCUGUCAACGAUGAACGCCUCACCACCAUCGCAUAUCACAUGUCGGGUCCUAACAGCUCGUCUGAGUGGUCGAUUGAAGGACGUCGCCUCGUUCCCCUGAUGCCGCGGCUCGUCCCACAGACAGCCUUUACCGUGACCGCUAACGCAGUAGCCAGCGCCUCAGCCAAUCAGAACGCCUCCUUUCUGAUGCCAGCGGAAACAGGAAACAAAGAAGUGGUCGUAUGUUACUCCUACACGAGCACCACGGGCACCUCCACCAGCGCCACAGCGAGCAGCGGAGCCAUCGGAGCGGCGGUGAAAUCUCCCAGACCCCCGAGCCCCUCCUCCAACGUGGUGGUGCUGCCCAGCGGGAGCACGGUCUACGUCAAGAGUGUGAGUUGUUCGGACGAAGAAGAGAAGCCUCGAAAGCGCCGGCGGACCAACUCGUCCAGCUCGUCUCCGGUGAUGCUGAAGGAAGUGUCCAAAAUGUCCCCCCCGGUGUCCAAGAGCAUCACGGUGCCGGUGAGCGGCAGCCCCAAGAUGAGCAACAUCAUGCAGAGCAUCGCCAACUCGCUGCCCCCCCACCUGUCCCCCGUCAAGAUCACCUUCACCAAGCCCACCAUCCAGACCACCAACACCACCACGCAGAAGGUGAGGGAGCCUUUGUGUUUACUUAUGUUUCAAAAAAGGCUGCUCUGA